Penicillium concentricum is the source of this 516-nucleotide messenger RNA. RefSeq lists its product as uncharacterized. The record is from RefSeq and is a predicted model, not a curated record. Lineage: Eukaryota; Fungi; Ascomycota; Eurotiomycetes; Eurotiales; Aspergillaceae. The transcript has 2 exons. Bases 1 to 516 code for a protein of 171 amino acids.
AUGUGUGGAGAAACCAACCGUCCAACAUUCGGAGGCACCAUUGCCGUCCUAUUCCCUCGAGAGACUCGCCCAAGCUCGAUUGCUUCAGAUGCAUCAUUGUCCUCUUCGCCAGAAUCGGUAUCCUCGUUUGCAUCAUCAUCGUCAACUGCCUCAAUGUCAUCAUACUCUCUUUUCUUCCGCGAACCAGAUGCAACAAGCCAUAAAACGAGAGCAAUCUUUCGAACUGAAGAUGCAGAGACAUACAAUGCACUCAGAGGAUGUCGAAAUGUCGAUAUGCGCAUUGAGAAAUAUGGUGAUCUCUCCACUACAACACAACCCACAUCUCCGCUUCAUCAGUUCUGUCUGAAUAUGGAACGGAACAAGAGCUCCAACACUGCGAAUCCAAGGGAAAUUGAGUUCGAGCUGCCCGAAAGGCUGGACCUGGGCGUCUCGGAGAAGGGUGUCAUUGGUCGACGAGUGACGGUGAGAGAACAAGGGGGUUCGAUCCUGGGGAUUGGAGUUGUGGGAUACAAUUAA